AUGGUAACCGGGAUAGAGACAGCUAGUAUCAUCCUUGCGGUCCUUCCUCUCGUCGUCAAGCGAAUAGAAACAUACGCCCAAGGCGUACAGUACCUGAAAAGCCUGAGAACUUCGAUUUACCUCAGGGACCUCGAUACAUAUGCGUUCAAGCUGCAGACUCAGGAGGUCUUAUUUAAGAACACGAUCGAGGAAGCACUUGACGGGGUAGUCAAGUACGAAAAUGAUAUUGACGAUUUGAUCCAAGAUAUCCAGGGAGAUCAGUGGAUAAGACUAGAGAUUGAUAAAAAGCUGGAGAAUAAGAUGGGAAGAAGCUAUGGGCCUUUUAAAGAAAUAUUGAGCGAGAUGGGCCAGAUUAUAUCUGACAUAGAUGGCGAGCUGGGUCUAAAGGAUCAAUCAGCGCAGGAAUUGUGGGACAGCACCGAUGCUUUGAAGCGAGAAGCAAAAAAGCUCCGAAACUUCUUCAAGAAGGCUACCUUCGCCAGUGUAUUCGAUGAUCUCGAGAGGUCGAACUUCCGUCUAUCAAGAUUGGUUCACCAAGCCGGGAAACAAGAAGCGUUCCAGGCUAAACGAAUUCAUGGCGGUCAUUCAAUCCAAUUCAUUCUCGAGGCCCUUCCGAAUGAACCGCCGGAUUCUUCGGAGCAUCCUGAUUAUCCUCGAUUUCGAGUGAUCUUGACCCAAGGAACCACCGGUAAAGCUGUUAUCAAGGAUCACGAAAUCGAAACCGAACUAGACAUUGAUGAGAGCCCUCCUCCAAAUGGAUUGCAUAAACAGGCUCUACCAAGCCUGAGAAAAAUGGUCAGGUUCGCCUCUCCAAAACCAGGCAAGGACGGCCCUGGUAAUCACCAGAAGCCUCCACCGGUUCAAAUCCGUGAUAUUUGUUCGACCUUGAACAAGCUCGGUGGUGCCAAUGAGCAGUCGCUUCUCGGAUACUUAAAAGAUGAGGAACGACUGCACAGGAUCUAUUAUAUGCGUUGCAUUACAGACCAUAGGGAUAUCUUCUCCCUAAAAGACCUCCUUCGAAUAGCAGCUCCUCGAGCACCCAUUCCGACUCCAUGCAGUGCAGUAUUCAACCGACGAGACCGGUUGCAGCUCGCAGUCAAACUCGCGUGUAGCGUUCUUCGCUUCCACGGAAACUGGCUCAGGGCCCAGUGGCAAUCAGGCGACAUAAUGUUUACAACCACAGAGUCCAGCCAGCAAAGAAACCCUUAUAUUAUGUGGGACGUACCCGGAAGCAUGGACAGCCAGACCAUGUGCAAGGACAAAACGUCGUCUGUCCUCGUGCGAAACGAAGUUCUCUUCCCUCUCGGUCUGACUCUGGUGGAGCUUUCUUUGUGUCAGAAUCUUGAUGAUCUAUAUGAGCCAAAGGACCACGACAUAGUGCCGGCGCACACUUUAUUGAAAACUGCCUCGCGGUGCUUAUCCUCUGUGCAAGCUGAAAGUGGGGCCGAUUACGCCGAUGUGGUAGAUAAAUGCCUGCGGUGGCAUGGCAGCCGGGAGGAGAGUUUGGAAGAUGAAGCUUUUCAAGAAAGAGUUUUUCGCGACAUUAUAGUCCCUUUGAUGCAGGAUUUGAGUCACCUGGAAGGGAAGUCAGCCUUUGUAUAA
Messenger RNA from Aspergillus campestris IBT 28561, 1602 nucleotides. RefSeq lists its product as uncharacterized. The transcript has 3 exons. Lineage: Eukaryota; Fungi; Ascomycota; Eurotiomycetes; Eurotiales; Aspergillaceae. Bases 1 to 1602 code for a protein of 533 amino acids. The record is from RefSeq and is a predicted model, not a curated record.